This is a messenger RNA of Entrophospora sp. SA101, 1332 nucleotides long. The record is from the annotation of a GenBank genome assembly. Lineage: Eukaryota; Fungi; Glomeromycota; Glomeromycetes; Entrophosporales; Entrophosporaceae.
AUGUCGUUAUACACAACAUACAGCAUAACAAUGCAAUUCUCAUCAAUUAUUGAUUAUAAUUUUAUAACAUAUGAUAAUGAUCAAUUUGUUAAUAGCAAUCAACAGUGUCAAGAAUGUCAAGAACAUCAGAAAAUCCAAGAAUCUUCACAACAUAACGAGCAUCAAGAAAAUCAGAAAUAUCUAGAAUUUCAAGAGCAUCAAGAAUACUCACGAUCUCAAGGAUCUUCACAACAUCAAGAACAUCAGGAAUAUCUACAAUCUCAAGAACAUAAUGAAUAUUCCCAACAUCAAGAAUAUUCUCAAGUUCAAAGAUAUCAAAUAGAUAUUUCUAUAAGAUUAUCACAAAUGAAGGCGAUGAUAUAUGGUAGAAAUGUCAAAACAAAUUUUUUGGAAUGGUUUCCACGUGAUCAACUUUAUAUUUUGGAUUAUAUUGGUACAUGUGAAUUUGGAAUAUCGUAUAAAGCAAUAUUGUGGCUGAAUGGAGGGAAGAGGCUUACCAGAUUUGAUUAUGAAAAUUAUUAUUAUAAUGAUGAUUUUGGAUUUUCUUGCGUCGCUGUUAAAAUUUUUAAUGAUGUUAAACAUUUUAUUGAUGCGGUUAAAAGAAUAUAUUUUAUAAUGGAUGCUAUCAGCGGGAAAAGUGAUGCACUCUAUAAUAUGUUUAAAUAUUAUGGGGUUGUGUUAUUUCCUGAACUUAACAAAUAUGGAAUUGUGAUGCAGUAUUGUAAUGGCGGUAGCUUAACACAGUAUAUGAAUCAAAAUUGGAGCUUUACGAGCUGGAAAAAUAAAUUGGAAAUAUUACUUGAUAUAGCAUCUGCGUUGAAUUCAUUACAUAAAGAAGGUUUAAUACAUGGAAGUCUAAACAGUGACACGGUAUUAAUUUCAUCAUCGUUAGAUUCAUCAUCUACGUCAUCAAACGCGCCAAAGGCAUACUUGAACGAUUUAAAAUAUUGUAAACAUAUCGACAAAUUUGAAAAGCAUCCUGAAGGACUGAUGUAUUUCACCGCACCAGAACUAUUAAUGGACAGAUCUAAACCUUUCAGCAAAAAAGUUGACAUUUAUAGUUUUGGGAUGAUAAUGUAUCACGUGGCCACCAGCCAAUUGCCGUAUGCAUCAAUAGACAAUAGGCUUUUAUUGGAGUUUUUCGUGUUCAAUGGAAUAAAACCUGUCAUUCCUUCUGGUCUAACAUUGCCAAAUUAUUAUCAUGCACUAAUUCAAAGAUGCAUCAGUCGAGAUUCAAAUAAACGACCAGAUAUCAAGGAUAUAAUUUACAAUUUGUCGGCUUGGAUAUUAUGUUUAACAAAUAGUGAAUCUCCGUCUAUACAAAUUACCUAG